Molecule: messenger RNA, 2637 nt
Organism: Lacerta agilis (Sand lizard)
Lineage: Eukaryota; Metazoa; Chordata; Lepidosauria; Squamata; Lacertidae
Gene: FIZ1
Product: FLT3 interacting zinc finger 1
Exons: 2
Coding region: 210-1652 (480 amino acids)
Source: RefSeq, a predicted model, not a curated record
UGGGGUGUCCUGUGAACUUCCAUAGGGGUUGGAUUUGAGGGUGGAGAGGACAGGCUGUCGCAAGAGGUCAACACCCCACCACCAGCCUGGCUGCUUGCUGCUAUGGGAGGUUGGGGGCGGGGGAGAGGCUCUGUCCCCUUCCUCCGAAGAAGUGGCUCCCCCCCCCCUAAAAUGUCGGCACCUAUAAGAAGUUAAGCACUGUUGGGUAGAUGGAGAACUGCGAUGAAGAGUGGCCAGAGGGCCAGCACUCCCUUCAGGCCCCAGGUGGGGUCCGGGCUGCCAGCGGAACCAUGGAAGAGUGUGCUGUUCUCUACUCGGACGUGGAGGACGACCCGUCACUCCUAACAGACCCAGGGCCCGGGGCCCGGGCCCCUUUCCACUGCUCCGAGUGUGACAAGAGCUUCCGUUACCGCUCAGACCUGCGCCGCCAUUUUGCCCGGCACACCGAGCUCAAGCCUUUCCAGUGCCCUCACUGUGUCAAGAGCUUCAAGCAUUCCUUUAACCUGGUGAACCACAUCCGGAGCCACACCGGGGAGCGCCCCUACCGCUGCACCAUGUGCCCCAAAGGCUUCCGAGACUCCACAGGGCUUCUCCACCACCAGGUGGUGCACACCGGGGAGAAACCCUACUGCUGCCACGUCUGCGAGCUCCGCUUCUCCUCCCGCAGCAGCUUGGGGCGCCACCUCAAGCGGCAGCACCGUGCUUCUCCCGCUGCCGCAGCCCCUCAGACACCCGCCCCCCGCUGCCUGGCCUGCGGGAAGGAGCAAAGUCCCCUGGGGCACCUCUGCAGCGCUGGGCGAGGCCGCGCCGCACCCUUUGGCUGCGGGGCCUGUGGGCGCCAUUUCCAGUUGGCAUCCGAACUGCGCCGCCAUUGGCUCGCCCACACUGACAUCAAGCCCUUCAAGUGCCCCGACUGUGAGCGGGACUUCAAUGCUGCAGCGCUGUUGGAGCGCCACAAGCUCACGCAUGCCAAGGACAGGCCCCCGCCCUGCCCAGUGUGCUCUGGGAAGGUUCCACCAAGCGAUGGGAUGCUGGAAUUGCGGGGCCUGGAAGAAGACCCGAGAGAUGGGGGGCCAGAGGCCCAGCAGCACAGCAGGGGCUGCCCCACCUGCCACCCUCCGGACAUGCGGCCCCCUGAAACACUGUACCAGUGUGAAUGUGGGACCUUUUUUGCCAAUGGCAACACCCUGGCGGCUCACUUGACUGCCCACGGCGGCGAGCCCUCCUUCAGUUGCGGGAUAUGCGGCCAGCCCUUUGUGAACUUGCAGACACUGGAGGAGCACCAGUUGAGCCAUGCCGUGGCUGCUUCUCCGAUGUCAGGCCCUGGCAGUGAGCUGGAACGCCACCUGUUGCCACAGCUGGACCUCCGCGCGUUCCCUGCCCGGCCCAGCAAGAAACUCUACAAAUGCAGUGAGUGUGAAAAGUACUUCCGCAGCCCACGGGACCUGGACCGCCACGUCUUGGUGCACACCGGCGAGAAGCCCUACCAGUGCACCGAGUGCGGCAAGUUCUUCCGGCACGAGUGCUACCUGAAACGGCACCGGCUGCUGCACAGUGGCGAGCGCCCUUUCAAGUGCACCGUCUGCCACAAAGGGUUCAUCACCUUGAGCAACCUCUCCCGCCAUCUCAAGCUGCACCGCGGAAUUGACUAGGCGGGGAGCCCCCUUCUCAGAAUAAACACCCUCCCCUCCCAAUGCUGCUUUCCUCUACCUCCACCCUGCCAGAGGUGAUCUGGUUUCGGAGGUGUCACUCUGCCCGAUGCGGCUAGAACUUUGAUUUCCUUGUCCUCCUUGUAGGGCAUGAAUUUACAAUUGUGAGCUGAUAGAAAAGUAUUAUUAUUGUUGUUAUUAUUAUUAUUAUUAUUUUACUAAUGUUCCACUACUGUUGGUAGAGUACAUUGCACUUGCUUGACCGUUAUAACGUCUUCAGUGGGUUGGGGGGUAGGAUACCUGGCUGGUUGUGCCUAGAAAGGUAACUGAACAUUUUGGGAUUCAGACCCCUAAUAUUUCUGGGCAUAAUGAAGACGUGCCAGGAAAUGCAACUCUUGGGCCAAGGCUCCCCUCGCUCCCCUGGAGAUACUUAUGUCCAAGUGAGCUUGACCAAGCUGAGAUGACGUUGCUUCACUAGCUGUAGUGCUCUGUGGUUCCCAGGAAUGUAAAGGAGGGACUGCCUAGUUGUAAUGGGAGAAGUGUGCUCAGACAUUCUACCAGGAUGCAGAUUUAUUGACUUGCUGCAUUGCAGGACAUCUUACCUUUUGGAUAAGCAGACAGCAUCGUUGGGCAAUAGAAAUGCUAGUGUGCAGGAACCUUGCAUCAUACUGUUGUAUGACUUGGUUGGUUCCCUUUCCCUCUGAUCUCUCUGCCCCUGGACAAGAGUGGCCACAGUUAGGGGAUGUUUCUGCCUUUCCCUUUCAACUUGAAAAGCGUGUUGUCCUUGCCAAAGCCAAUGGGCUUAAAUUCCAGAACUGCAACUCACCAAAGAAUUUCAGGCAUUGUAUUUCUAUGUGGCAUAGAGGUGAUGGUGGAUUAAGACCAGAGAGUUCUCAACAACCUCACAAAACUAUGGUUUCUAAGUCUUCCUUGGAGGGAAGUGUGGGGAAAGUAUAAUCAAACCAUUAAAAAUCAAUUUAAGCUUGAA